CACGGUUGUCUGUCACCGAAUCUCAACUAGACGGUAUCCUCACCAAGUUCUGGGAGGUGGAGGAUGUUCCAGUGAAGCCGGGUAAGGAAUCCAGCUCGGUGUGUGAAAAUAAUUUCCAGCAAACCACCACAAGGGAUAAAGAAGGAAGAAAUGAAGUACGGCUGAGUAAAAACGCUCUUUUGAGAAAGCAGUAUAACUCAGUUAUUCAGGAAUAUUUAGAUUUAGGUCAUAUGCACCUAGUCUCUCCAAAUGACGACUCCAGCAAUUUUUACUUGCCGCACCACGCGGUUUUCAAGCCAGACAGUACGACCACAAAGGUUCGCGUGGUGUUUAACGCCUCCAAUAAAUCGUCAAACGGGUACAGCCUAAAUGAUAUCCUUCAUACAGGUCCGGUACUGCAAUCUGAUUUAACCACCCAGAUCCUCAAAUGGCGUUUCUUUAAAUACGUCUUCAAUGCUGACAUCACUAAGAUGUAUCGGCAGAUUCUCGUCCAUUCCGAUCAUACACGUUUCCAAAGAAUCCUGUUCCGCGAUAAAGAGGGGAAACUCUGUGAUUAUGAGCUCAACACUGUCACUUUCGGCGUUAACUGUGCCCCUUUUUUGGCCAUACGCGUGCUUAAACAACUGGCUCAUGAUGUACGUGACCAAUAUCCUUUGGCAAGUGACAUAAUUUCUAGUUUUAUGUAUGUCGAUGAUGUUUUAGCCGGCACCCACACGCAGCAGUCCGCUAUUUCAGCCAUCAAAGAGCUCCGCGGUGCCCUAGAGAGUGCGGGCUUUCCACUGCGCAAGUGGACCUCAAACGAGAAGAAACUUUUACAGGGCAUUCCAAAGGAACACUUGAUUAGGGCCGACUUUCUGGAAUUGGAAGACGCCAGUAUGGCAAAAACUCUGGGAAUCCGUUGGCAUGCGACAUCGGACAGUUUCCUCUUCCUGCCGAUGGAUAUUUCUCUCCAAACAACCUACACCAAACGAGAGGUUUUAUCCCAGAUAGCCAAACUAUUUGACCCAGCAGGAUGGUUAUCGCCAUUUAUUGUUCGGGCAAAAAUGCUCAUGCAAGAAAUUUGGUUGCGGGAGUUAAGCUGGGACCAGCCUCUUCCGACUGAUCUUGUCACAAGGUGGCGUAAUUUUCUUGAAGGGUAUCAGACUUUGAAAGAAGUUCGCAUCCCAAGAUGGGUAAGAUUUCAUCCAGCAGCAAAACUGCAGUACCACGGGUUUUGCGAUGCGUCGCAGAGCGCCUAUGGUGCUGCCAUCUUUGUUCGCGUCGAAACGACUGAUGGCUGCUUCACCCACUUGCUUUUAUCCAAAACCCGAGUUGCUCCAGUAAAGUCCCUUUCCAUACCGCGAUUAGAGCUGUGCGGUGCGGUGCUUCUCUCCGAACUCGCCGCAGCAGUUCUCUCCGAAAUGCCUCCUACUCAGUAUGAUACGUAUUAUUGGACAGACUCCACGAUAGUGCUGGCAUGGCUAAGCAAGCCAGCAUGCACUUGGACUACAUUCGUUGCCAACAGAGUCGCGAAAGUUGAUCAGCUCACCAACAGAGAACAGUGGUUUCAUGUGAAAUCGGAAGAUAACCCGGCUGAUCUGGCAAGCAGGGGCGUCUCAGUCCAUGAGCUCAAGGACAGCAACCUCUGGUGGCAUGGGCCUGAGUGGCUGCGUCACAACCAGGAGCAGUGGCCACUCAAUUCGUCGGUCCCGCUCGAAACCGAGCUCGAACAGCGCCCAAUAAGGUGUAACGUCGCCACAGCGCCCCCGAAAAAUGACAUUCUGGAGCGUUUUUCAGCAUUCGAGAGGGCUUUACGCGUUCUCGCUUACGUAUUCCGGUUUGCAAGAAUGUGUCGCAAGCAAAACGUUAACAUAAAGGCAGAACUCACUGCCGCAGAGUUGUCUGAUGUCCAAGAGAGGCUGAUUGUGCUCACCCAACUCAAUGAGUAUCCAAUAGAAUGCAAGGCCUUAGGCAAAAAGCAACAUAUUCCAGUCUCCAGCACGAUCUCCAAUCUAAACCCCUUUAUCGACAGCCACGGUGUCUUAAGAGCCAGCGGCCGUCUACGAGCAUCUGAGAUGCUAAGCUAUGAUGAGAAACAUCCAAUCAUCAUUCCGGCAAGGUGCACUUUUGCCAAACUUUUGGCCCUCUUUACCCAUCGCAUAUCCUUGCACGGGGGUAAUCAAUUGAUGAUCCGACUGAUUCGCUCCAAGUAUUGGAUACCUAAGCUGAGAAAUCUUGCAAGAGACACCAUUCAUUCCUGUCGAGUGUGCACCAUCCACAGACAAAAGCUGCAAACUCAGCUGAUGGGAGACUUGCCCUGCGCAAGAUCUACCUUUUCCAGGGCCUUUACCCACACGGGCGUUGACUUUGCGGGACCAUUUGACAUAAAAAACUAUCUCGGUCGGGGGUGUAAGAUAACUAAGGGGUAUGUCUGCGUUUUUGUGUGUUUUAGUACCCGAGCCAUCCAUCUAGAAGCUACAUCAGACUUGACCACUGAGAAGUUUCUGGCAGCCUUCUCGCGUUUCUCCGCACGACGUGGCUGUCCGCACCACAUAUACUCUGACAACGGGAAAACAUUUGUCGGAGCCUCCACGUCCCUAUCCAAGGAUUUCAUUGAAGCUACGAGGUCUUUGAUCCUGUCCAAGUACAGUCUUCAAAAUGUGACCUGGCACUUCAACCCUCCUGGCGCGCCUCAUAUGGGAGGGCUAUGGGAGGCCGGUGUCAAAAGCUUUAAGACACACUUCUACAAGCAAACAGCUGGCGGGAAGUACACCUUUGAAGAGUUAGCUACCCUCCUAUCCAAAAUUGAGGCCUGUUUAAACUCGAGGCCUAUUUCUCCAAUGUCCGAAGACCCCGCAGACCUCGUAGCUCUUAGCCCCGGACACUUCCUAGUCGGCGGGCCACUCCUUUCCGUGACUGAGCCCGAGAUUAAAGAAAACCCGAUUUCCAUUUUAAACCGAUGGCAGCGGCUAAAGGCCCUGCAUCAGCAAUUUUGCUUACGUUGGAAAGAAGAGUACCUAAAGGAGCUCCAUAAAAGGACCAAAUGGCAAUUUCCAACGCGAGACAUUCAAACGGGGGACAUGGUGGUGCUAAAAGAGGAGAAUUUACCACCAAAUGAAUGGCGGCUUGGGCGGAUCCAACUGGUGUGCCCAGGCGCGGAUGGCAAGACCCGAGUGGCAGAUGUUCUUACCGCACGUGGCAUUAUCCGACGACCAAUCGCAAAGAUGAUCCGCCUUCCGAUGGAGGCCUCCAGCUCCGAGUGA
This is a messenger RNA of Drosophila rhopaloa, 3242 nucleotides long. RefSeq lists its product as uncharacterized. Gene Ontology annotation, molecular function: nucleic acid binding. NCBI's taxonomy places the organism in Eukaryota, Metazoa, Arthropoda, Insecta, Diptera, Drosophilidae. Gene Ontology annotation, biological process: DNA integration. The record is from RefSeq and is a predicted model, not a curated record. The annotation marks the transcript as partial. The transcript is spliced from 2 exons.